AUGGCGACCAAGCAACCCGUCUCGUUCGACGCCAUCAUCCAGGCUGACCGUCAAAAAAAGAAGCAUGAGGAGCUCGCAAACCAACUCCUUGGAAAGAACCGCAGAUCAAGCGCGCCAGGCUCAGGCUCUGGCGCCGGCAAAAAAACGCAGAACAAAUUACAGAAUGCAAAGCCUGGAAACUUAGCAAGCAGGAUCGGAGUAACCAAGCGCUCUCCGUCAGCGACCGUGCAACCCACCACGAACAACAAUCGGACACGCGGCAAACCUGGCAAGAAGGAUCGCGUGAAUGCAGAUCAGGUCCGGGCAGCUUUCCAGACCGAGAACGGCCAAGGGAACGUGCGAUCAGGAAAUUUCGGGCUCAGCGGCCGUGGGGGCAACCUGAGCAUUAAGGGUGCCUCGGGACCAUUCUAUGUCGUCGGAAGGAACUUUGCGCCUGGGACAACAGCUGCCGACAUCCAGUCUGCUCUUGAGCCCAUAACAGGUCCCAUGCUCAGCUGCCAAAUAGUAGUAAGCCAGCCGAGCGUUGUUGCGGAAUUUGCAUAUGCAGAGAAGACGGCUGCAGAGCUGGUCGUUGCCAAUUUCCACAACCAGAGGGCUGACGGGAGACUGCUCACAAUGACCCUUAAAUCGCCGAAAGCCGCAUCCCACCACGAUCCCUUCACUGCACUCCGGGCACAAGCUGACCAGGAACGACUCCGAGCCCGUCGUGGCCCGGGCCAUGUGAAUGACCUCCUAGAUGAGGACCAAGGAAACUCGCAGACUGGACUCUACAGCGAUGAGAUGAUGGUUGAUGCGCCGGCGCGGAAUACCCCGAAGAACCAGAACCAACGGAGAUGGCGUCGUUGA
This is a messenger RNA of Penicillium mononematosum, 846 nucleotides long. RefSeq names its product RNA recognition motif domain-containing protein. The transcript has 4 exons. NCBI's taxonomy places the organism in Eukaryota, Fungi, Ascomycota, Eurotiomycetes, Eurotiales, Aspergillaceae. The record is from RefSeq and is a predicted model, not a curated record. Bases 1 to 846 code for a protein of 281 amino acids.